Molecule: messenger RNA, 1632 nt
Organism: Clonostachys rhizophaga
Lineage: Eukaryota; Fungi; Ascomycota; Sordariomycetes; Hypocreales; Bionectriaceae
Source: the annotation of a GenBank genome assembly
AUGGGAAUGCUGUCGCUUCUCAUAGGAGCUCUAUGGGCUUCUAGUGUGGCCUUGUCCAUCGAGAUUCCCCAAACUCCCACAUGGCCAUCUGGAAGAUGUACUGAUAAAUCACUGACGAUCCCAAGCUGGAUUAUUACAAAAUACACUGUGUCUGGCGGCACUGCGACUUUCAGGGUCGAAAACCGCGCUGCAGACCCAACUGGCCUCAACGCUGAUAUUGAAUGCAAGGGAACCGGUCAAUGCCAGGGCAGCUCUGGCAGCGAUGAAAUGCGCGUUUCUCUAUCCCAAGAAGCAGGAGGCACAAUCAUUACCAUCACUGAACUUUGGGUGUGCGGGGAUGCCGGUGAUAAAGUCAUAUUUUAUGCCAGUGGCAGUACAGGCAUAACUCAAUGCCAAGGUAGCGAUUGUGUUUCUCCUAUACCAUACCUCGUUCAAGGCAGUACUACUUUGCCAGUCCCUCUCUCGCCGACUCAACCCGUGCCACCGCCUGGCUUUGAUCAGCCUUCAUGUUCAAACAUCGGCGAUGACCAGUGGGUCGUAAGUGAAGUGUCAUACAAGAACUACACCAAAGGCCAAUGCAAGCAAUGGUACAGCCCUGAUCGUAUCUGCUUGGACCCAGUCAAUUUCUUGUCUAAGGGCGUAUAUCUUCACCUCAAGGUUACAAAUAACGCGAUUGCACAUGAGGUUGCCUGUGACUUCACUCCGUCAUACGGCAGCUUCUCUCCACCCAGCCCUUUGCGCUGCACUGGUGGAGAGUUCAAUGAAAUAAUCUUGGACGUGACCUUGACUGGCACAGCACCCGAGUUUGAUUUGCAGAUUGAGCAGCUUUGGUACUGUCUUGAAAACCCUUCUACCAACGUGUCUCCUACCGUCAUUGUCGCCAGCGGAAAUACCUCGUUUCAAAUGGAGUGCGAAUCAAGUACAGGAAUUACAGGCUCAGCAGACGACAUCAUAACCACUUGCACCGAUCCAUCCAGCAGUCACUCUGUACAGGGAACAAAAGAUGCUAAGAAUUCUUUGCCUGAUUUUUCGCUUGUGACAGCGUAUCCUGCAAAGGGCGGUUGCACUUUUGAUAGCGUUGUCAACCCAACCUGGUACAUGCGCGGCAUGUUCUUUGAGACGAAUGAUUAUCCUUCGGAUAACCCAAAGAGUGCCACUCUUAGCCGUUUUACCUGUGGUUUGACAGGACCGGGUUUCGCAGACUACUUCUUCUAUGUAUACGAGGCACUGUCAGGCAGUGGGAUAGAGACAGUAUAUAAUUGCAACUCUUACAAUGAUGGCAAGCCCGUGGACGAUCAUUGGAACUGCACUUACAGUUUUGAUCCGUUCAACAAGAUCAUCGCACUCAAUAAAGUGUGGAAAUGCUCGGAUAAGAAUAAAGAAGCCCCGCUUUAUUUCAACGGUAUCGGCACAUUUGACUGGAAGGUCGAUCCAUACUACAGAUGCACUACUACCGACACAUCUCUUAGCUGUUCUUGGUACGAUAGUUUGGCAACCCUUCAACCUGGGCUGCCUUUCGACAUUCCCACGGUAACUGUGAGCUUGACCAAAGUUGCUCCUGCUCGCAUCGAGAGUCUGAGAGUCAACGGAAAUUGGACCCUAGAAGGUGCCGGAGAUAUAUUUGGGGCUUAG